This is a messenger RNA of Lytechinus variegatus (green sea urchin), 3002 nucleotides long. RefSeq lists its product as uncharacterized. NCBI's taxonomy places the organism in Eukaryota, Metazoa, Echinodermata, Echinoidea, Temnopleuroida, Toxopneustidae. The transcript has 6 exons. Gene Ontology annotation, molecular function: zinc ion binding. The record is from RefSeq and is a predicted model, not a curated record. Bases 249 to 2195 code for a protein of 648 amino acids.
UAUACAAUGUAUAGGAUACUACGUUCACAUAAUUUUAGUAGAUUUUGGCUCGCAUAUAAACUUCUAUUUGCUUGCGCUCGCAACAUGUAUUAACAGUAUACAAGGUACCGUAAUUGUCAAGCUCAUGCGCAUGCGCUUGACACGCAGUGCACUCGAGCGGAUUAUAAUGCAGCAGCACCAACCGCACUUGAUUGGAUGAAAGUUCACGCUUCAAAGUUCAAGACAAGUUCGUUCAAAAGUUGUCCAUCAUGACGUUGUCAUUGUGUGCUUGUUGUAAUGCUAGUCAGGAUCCAGGGUCUCUAAACGAUUUAGAGUCAUUCCUACCAUCACAGUUCAAACAUGAAGUUUGUAGCUACAAGAAACUUGGUGGGGAGAAGAACUUUCAAUGUGUAUUGAGGAUGAAAGUAGAUAAUGAGGAUGAUGUUCAAUCCUGGUUAGAAGCUUUCAAAAGCAGAACAGAUUCAGUGACAUGGAGGUUAGCAAGGACAUAUCCUAAUGCUGGUCUUAAAAACCAAUAUAAGAUUGACUUGCGAUGCCAGCACAACACUCGACACACAUGCAAACCUGGAAAGAGAACAAAAGAUACCAAGUGCCCUGCCACAAUGUCCCUUGUUCUGAAAAAGUCCAUCAAAUAUCCCAGAUCCAAGGAUCCUCACAUCAAGGCAGGACUUCUAUUCAUUGUUACUUUGAGGUUUGAACACAACCAUCCACUCUCAUGCGCUGACGUUUUGAAGAGGAAAGAUGUUUCUGAAGCCACCGUCACCAAGCUGAAAACCUUGUUCCAAAAUGGACACUCUCCCUCCUCUGCGCUUGAUAUGAUUAAAUAUGACCUUCAGGAGGAGCAUGGAGACCAGUAUGUUUAUGUCUCUGCAGACCGUUCUAUCUUACCGGACCCUCAGUUUUGCUACAGGUUGUACUACAAAGUAUUUGAACAAGCUUAUGGUCCAGCUUCUGGUGAGGCAAUGUUUGUAGACCUGGAGAACAGGAUCCAUCUUUAUAAUGAAGAGCAGCAUCAGACUUGUGCUAAAAUUGAACAGACGUCUGAUGAUCAAACUGUUAUUGCCAUCUGUACACCUCUCAUGAAAAGAGCACAUGAAACCAUAAAGCACAGUGGAGAGUUAGUGUUUGUUGACUCCAGUGGGAACUGUGAUAGACACAACAGUAGGAUUUUUGUAAUGUUGACCCACUCGUCAGCCGGGGGGGUGCCACUGGGAAUCAUUGUUGCGACUUCGGAGUCCCAAUCAACUGUUACCGCUGGAUUUAAACUAUUGAAAUCCAUUCUUCCAGAUGGGGCUUUCUAUGGAAGAGGAGAAGAUGGUCCUCAAGUAAUAAUGACGGAUGACUGCAAGGCGUUACGACAGGGACUGCACGCUGUCUACCCGGAUGCUGCAUUGAUCCUGUGCAUCUUCCAUCUCCUCCAAGCCAUGUGGAGGUGGUUGUGGGAUGCCCAUAGUGGCAUUCCUAAGCAAAAUCGUCCGUAUCUGCUUCAGUUGUUCAAGCGCAUGGUAUAUGCGGAUACUACUGUUGAGUUAGAGGUGCAACACAAUCAUCUCUUGAAUGAUGAAAUUGUACAUAAGUAUCCCAAGUUCCUGGCCCAUGUAGACACAGUAUACCAAAGACGUGAGGCAUGGGCAGAUUGUCUACAGAAGGAGCUGCCAAUACGGGGCAAUAGAACAAACAACUUUGUGGAGAGCUCCAUGAGAGUCAUCAAGGAGAAAGUGUUCAUGCGCUUGAAGGCUUUCAAUGUUACUCAAACCGUUCACUUCCUCUACACGCGACUGGAAGCCUACUACAUUCGUAGGCUAAUGGAUGUUGCCAACAACAGGAUGGCUAAUCCUUCACAGUCCAAGUACAAUGCAGAUGAUGGUGAUGUCAACUUGGAUAACAUUGUCAAGGAGGGGGACACAAGCUUCACUGUACCUAGCAGAUCAUCAGAGAGACUGUAUCACGUUGAUAUUACUCUGGGUACAUGCACCUGUCCUAUUGGAAUCACUGGUGGACCAUGCAAACAUCAGAGUGCUGUCAUGAACAAGUUCAACAUAGAGAGUACAAACUUCUUGCCAACAUGUUCACCUAAUCUGAGGAAAAUGUACUAUUUCAUUGCGACAGGUAGGCCUGAACUCGAAAUUGUCGUGCAUUGGUUUUUGACAGGCGUGUAUCAAUCAAUCAGGCAUGUUUUUUACGUCUGGGACUGACAUUCAUAUGUCACCAUCUGAGAGACUUGACUGGAUCAAAAACCAGGGUCCACUCCAUGUCAGUUUGUAGGCUGAUGCACAUAGUUGAAUAUGAGCGCUCUCACUAUUAAUUCCAGUUGAUUCCAUCUGAUUUUCCAUAUUGAAACCAAUUACUUUUACAAUUUCAUGAGCUCAACAAUAUUUUUAUUUUUUAAUUACUUUGGUAUAUCUGUGGAAUCUCAUGCAAAAGGAAAUAUCUUGUACCAUAUAAAUAUACAUGUACAUGACUCAUGUGUAUGAGGGAGAAAUUGAAUAAUUAUUGUAAACAGAUGCCAAUGUCAAAAUGUUGGAUAGAGAUGGCAUGUUGAAAUAAAAAUAAAAAAUAUGUACUGGUAUGUUAUAAUAAAAUGAUUGUAUUUUCCUGUCUUUUCAAAUUGGUGUCAUUAAUAAUCCUAAUCCUUAUCCUCAUGUUUUCAUGUCAGUGAAAUGUGAUGGAAAAGAUGGUUAGUAAAUUAAUCUUUCUGCUGUUAUUUUAAAUGUGAUGUAUGAAAUUACACAUUUUCAUUGUGAAUUAGUUCACACACUUAUUUAGAAAGUUUUUAAACAACAAUGAGUGCCUUUGCAAGGAUAUUCCAUUCUAAAUCCUGAUUUUUCUUUAAAAAACAGGAAAUAUGCAAAUGAGGUAAACCACGUGAUCAGCAUCAUCAGAAUUACUGGUAUUACUGGUCUUGACCAGUUUAAUUUCAAACAAUGAAUUGCUUUAGAACAGUUGACUCUAUCAGAUGAAUAUAUCUUGCUUUGAUCUUAAUCAUCUAAAAAAGGAAAUAA